Molecule: messenger RNA, 15589 nt
Organism: Podarcis lilfordi (Lilford's wall lizard)
Lineage: Eukaryota; Metazoa; Chordata; Lepidosauria; Squamata; Lacertidae
Source: the annotation of a GenBank genome assembly
GUGGGCUGGCCUAAGCGGUUCCGCUCCAAGUGGAAGCGUCUUUGGGAGCGCCAGUCGCCUGCCUUUCUCGUCUCAGCUACAGUUAAGCCGCCCGAGUCGCCGCCAUGGCCCAGUAAGUAUUGGGGGGGUGGGCAUUUUGGAGAGGGUUAGCGGGGCUCGUUUGGCAAUGCUGAGUUACGCACAAGAGUAAAUGACCGAUGAGUUCAAGGCGGGGAAGGUUUGCUCCUAGGCGAGUAAAUCUCAUCGGGCUACUCUGGAGUAGACCGUAAUUAAUGGCCAUGGACCCCACUGACUUCGGCGAAGCUCCCUUCCAAGUUAGCGUGUGUAAAGCAGACCUAAUCCGGAACACACCGUGAUGCGGAAAUGCAUCUUGCUGAGCUCAGUGGAGGCGGAUGGGUCGGUGGGCUGACUCCCGAGUAAGCAGGGUCGCAGUCAGGAAGCUUCAUUCGGUUCCAGGAAGCUUACUCCCGUGCAAGAGAAGGGAGUGCUGCCAGGCUUUCCUCGGAGGGAACUUUGCUCAGUGGGUUCAUCCAAGGGGGGAGGAGGGUAAGCACUCUGUAGAUGCUCAGGUGCAUUUCCAUGGCUUGUUAGCUCCGGGUCCUCACCUCCUUGCGGGGCGGGAGGGGGGCUCUGUUGCAGCAGGAAAAUAAAGGUAUUCCUUGCUUUCCCUCCACUGGUUCCUGUCUCCAUCCAUUCUUAUCUGACUGAUCAUUGACUUAGGUGACUCAGAGUACCUUGGGGAGUUGGGCUGCAAAAGUGAACCCCAAUUUUUUCUGCAGCAGACUGAUUCACGUUUUGCAGGACCGAGCCUUCGCAUGACAAAUAGGUCCUGGGGCUUUAUGUCUGGGGUGGGAUCAUCUUCUGAUCUGGAAAAGUUUUUUUUAAGAAAAAGGGGGAAAAAUCUCAAUCGUUGCUAAUUGUGGCUCCAUGGUGAUUGGUUGAGGAGGCAGUUUUCUUGAUUUAUCUUUUUUUUUUAAGGUUGAGCAUUAGAAAUGAAAACCUUCAGCCUCUUGAGCCGUUCUUUAGAAAUCAGGGCGGGUUCAAGUUGGAUGUGCUUGCUUCUGGGCUAAUCUCAGCUGCAUGGAAAUUGAUUGUGGUUAAUCUUUUGUGUAAAUUGGAAAGGACUGUGGCUCAGUGGCAGAGCACUCACUUUCCAUGCAGAAGGUCCCAUGCUCAGUCUAUUGCAUCUCCCCUUAGAGAUGGGAGGGAUUCUCUGCCUGAUACCCUGGAGAGCCACUGCCGGUCAGUGUCUGCAGUUCAAUGAACCACUUGCCCAACUCCUCAUAAGUCAACUUCCUUUUGCUAUGAUCAACUGGUGGGAUGAAAUCAAUGAAUUAAAUAAAUAAAUGAUCAGAGCAUGGGGAGGCAUGUCGCACAUGCUUUAACAAUACAUAAUAAGAAAAGUCUGACUGCUGGAUCAGGCCAAAGGCCCAUUUAAUCCAACAUCCUGUUCUCCCAGUGACCAAUAAGAUGCCUCAAUAGGAAGCCUGCAAGCAGGACCUGAGUACAACAGCAACUCUUCUCACUUGUGAGCCUCAACAACUGGUAAUCAGAGGCAUACUGACUCCCAGCAGUGGACACAGAAUUUGUGAUAUCCUUCUCCUUUGUGUGAUUCUGAAAUUCUCUUCUAAAGCCAUCUAGGUUGUUGGCCAUCCCUGCCUCCUGUGGGAGCAAGUUCCAAAGUUUAACCAUGUGCUGUGUAAAAAAGUCCAUUCUUUUGUCUGUGCUGAAUCUUCCAACAUUCAGUCUCUAGUUCUAGUGCUAUGAGAGGGAGAGAGAAAAAUGUCCUCUGUCCGCUUUCUCCACACCUUGCACAAUUUUAUACGCCUCUUUUGUGUUCCUUCUUACUCUUCUCUAAACUGAAAAGCCCCAAAUGUUGUAACCUUUCCUCAUAGGGGAGUUGCUCCAUCCCCUUGAUCAUUUUGCUUGCCCUUGUCUGAACCUUUUACAAAGUCCUUUCUGAGGUGAGGUGACCAGAGCGGUGCUGUGCACAGUAUUCCACAAUGUGUGGCUUCUCCAUAGAUUUGUAUAAGAACAGGUUGUGCAGGAUUAUUGCAAGGAUUGCAAUGAGUUAAUGCAGGGGUGAAGAACCUUCAUUGGCCCAAGAGCCACAUUUCCUUCUGAGGCCCACAAACCCGUGAUGCAUGGGGCCACCCGCCCACUCACCUACCUCACCAUUCUCUGUUCUGGCAAUCAGAUGAUAUCCCAGUUCAAGAACAUCACUGGGAAGGAGGGUGCAGAAGGCCAGUGAGUGGUGUGACUUGGGCAGAAUCACAUGUUUAAAUUUUUUUCCACCUGACCAUCCAUACUUCACAGCUCCUGGCAUUGUCUCCAGCUAAGUCUUCUCCCAGUAGACCCAUUGAAAUCAUUAAUUCCAGUGGUGUCUACUCUGAGGAGGACUAAUGUUGAAUGCAGCCUCUGGUCAUUGUCAUCAAUGCUUAGUCCUGUAUGAGCUGUUUCUAGGCCUGACUUUUCCUUCUGGACUUUCUAGUUUUGAACUUACAGGGAUUCAAAGUGAGCGCUUGCACAUACUGUAGCUUUCAGGCAUGAGGGCUCCCCCCCAUCCGAAGUGGUACAGCCCAAACACAGAGGACUGCUCCUUUGCUAAUUGUUUGGACAAGGCUUAAGAAGAUGUAAAGAGAAACAAAGAGACAUUGCCCAAGGCAGAGGGGGUGGUGUGGGUGUGGAGAGAGUUGCCAGAGGGGUGCCCAGUUUUGGUAACACUUGGCUGGCUUAAUUCCAUGGGAAAGACUCCACAGGUGUGUUGUGCAAGUUGGGCCAAGCUCAGGAUUUAAUCCCUGACGUUUUAUUAUUGUAGCUGUUGCUGGUUCCUGGGACUACAAAUCCACUCUGGGGAAGGGUGAUAGCUCAGUGGUAGAUCAUCUGCUUUACAUGCAGAAAGUCCAUGGUUCAACCCUUUGCAUCUCCAGGUUGGGUUGACAAAGGCUGCAAUCUGAGACCCUGGAGAGCUGCUGUCUGUCAGUGUACUGUAGACAGUCCUGUGUUAGAUGGAACAAGGAUCUGACUCUGCUAAAGCAGCCUUCUAAGUUCCUAUGCUUCUACCUCCAUUUGUCUCUGCUUUUCUUCCAUAAUGAUUUCUUCUUCCUUUCUCAUAUAAUCCCUCUGGGUUUGAGGAAGUCUCUCUCAUAUUGUUGAGGCACAGCUAGGAAAUGAAAGGGCUUCUAGAAGCGUGUAACUUCUCAUUUUCUAGAUCUAGUUGCUCAAUCUCUAGAAUUGACACAACACAGUCCUGGCUGGUGCAAGGCAUGGAUCAGAAACACAGCCUGGGUUUUUAAACUGCAACCGUCUCUGUUCCUUGGCACCCUUGCCUGGGUGUCACAGGCCCCACCUGCGCUGUACAUUUAAAGCAGCAUCAUACCACUUUAAACAGCCAUGGCUUCCCCCAAAGAAUCCUGCAAAGAGGGAUGGAUUGUUAAACCAUUCUGGGAAGUGUAAGCAUCCAUGUCUGUUCUUCCCCUUUUUCAGAGCAGACAUCGCCUUGAUUGGACUGGCCGUCAUGGGCCAGAACCUCAUCCUCAACAUGAACGACCACGGCUUCGUGGUGAGUGGAAAUGCCCGGUGUGAAGUUUUAAAUGCUAUGCAAUUAUUUAUCACAGACUCUCUUGCUCUCUCUGCUAGGUACUGUAUAGAAUGCAGAAGGGAGAUCUUAGGGCAGAAGCUUGAAGACAGGGGUGGGGGUCCUUUGGUCCUCCAGAUGUUUCUAUAUUACAGCUGUGUUCAUCUGUGAUGGUUGGAUUUCCCAGCUUAUUGGAACAGAAAGGCAGGAUAAAAAUCUCCCAAAUCAGUCAUCCAUGGCAUAUUAGCUACUUACUGGGCUAAGUUCUAGAUUUUGGUGUAUAAAUCCCUAUGCAGCCUGGGACCAGGAUACCUGAUAAAUCUUCUCGCCCUUUAUAUACCCAACAGAUCAUCUUAUCAAGAGAGAGACCCAUUCUGCACAGUGUUGGGGCUGGGCCUUUAGUGUGGUGGCCCCUGCCUUUUGGAAUUCCCUCCCAUUGAAUAUCAGACAGGCACUGUCUCUGUGGUGUUUUCAGCACCUGCUAAAGACCUUCCUCUUCUAAUUAAGUAGAAAUCUUUCCUAGUCUGCAUCUGCAGUGUAGAUGUUUUUAUUGCUUUAUAGUUUGUGGGUUUGCUACCCUGGGCUCCUUUAGGAGGAAGGGCAGAAUAUAAAUAUAAUUAAUUAAUUAUACCCGUUGGCUAUAUAGUAAAUCUGCUGGUGAUAAGAAAUGUAUGAAUGUGAGAUAAGAAAAGUUUGAAACAAGAAGGCAAGGAAGGGGAUUUAGGGUAGAGGCAAGGAACUUUUGGCAAACCAGGUGCUGCUGGAAUGCAGCUGCCAUCACCCCCAAGAAUUGGUCAUGCUAGACUAGGACUGAUGGGAGAUGGAGUCCAGCAACAUCCGGAGGUCCCUGAUUUAGUGGGAGGCCUUGUCUUUCCCUGUUUUCUUAUUUGUUUGAGUACCUUAAAUGACAGAAUAUAGAUUGGCUUACUGUUUUGAGCAAUCUCUGCAGAUAAUUGCUCAGCAGGAAGUGCUGGUGUGUGUGUGAGAAGCUGGCUAAACCUGUAUACAUUGAAAGGUUGGUUUUUUUAAAGACCUGUACACCAGGUUAAAUCCAUUCCAACCAAGCCUUUCAUUUUUCUGGUUAAAUGGGGGGAAAUAAUGAAAAUGAACAUGCAGAUGUCUUGUCCUUUUGCUUCUUAGAGUCUGAAAAUAACUUCCUAGUCCCUGGCACAAACCCAUUAGAAAACCAGGUAUAGGGGGGGGAUGCAUUUCAGAAAAGGCAUCAGCUCUACUGUCUCCCAGUGCAAUCCCUCUCUCUUACCCUCUCCUAGGUCUGUGCAUUUAAUCGAACGGUAUCCAAAGUGGAUGAUUUCCUGGCAAAUGAAGCCAAGGGCACUAAAGUCAUUGGGGCCCACUCUUUGGAAGAAAUGGUCUCCAAGCUGAAGAAACCCCGGAAGAUCAUCCUGCUUGUCAAGGCUGGGAGUGCUGUGGAUGACUUCAUCAACAAGCUGGUGAGCAGAUCUCUUCCUCCCAUCCUUGACCAACUGCUUCUUCUUUUAUAAAUGAUGCCCCUUUAUGCCACCUUCCAGAAUUCUAUGGAUUGGCCAACGCUAGGGCUGGCUGAACCUUUCCUCCCUGUGGGGAAGGGCUGGGGCUCAGUGGCAGAGCUCCUGCUUUGCAUGUGGAAGGUCUCAGGUUCAAUCCCUGGCAUCUCCAGAUGGGGCUGGGAGAGGCUCCCUGUGGAAAAUCCUGGAAAGCCACUGCCAGUCAAUAUAGAUAAUAUUAAGCCAGCUUACUAUGUUUCUCAUGGUAAGUUAUCAGUUAUAUUUUAUCUGCACAAUCAGAAUGAAUUUCUGGAUGAUAAAUGCUUUUUCUGUGCAGCCCGAACAGGAGCAGUCACCAUUAAGAAAACAAAGUCGGAAUAGUGUAUACGUGGAUUAAGUGACUCUUCUUCUUUGUCCUCAAAACUCUUAACCUAGCUCAAAGUUGUUACCUGAACUAGCCAGAUGUUUAACUGAGAAUCAAUCACAGUCAGUCCGUCAUUUGAAAAAUAAGACUUUAGAGCCAUCUUGCCCUCCAAAAGCAGCUAGACAUUCCAUUUUGGCAACUAUAACCUUGGCUUAAGGAGCCAUUUGAUGCCUAGCUUAUAUUUCUGAGUUUCUAACACUGUUUCCAAGACACAGACACUUCCUGCUCUAAAAUUCAGUAAUAUUUUAGUUGAAGAAGGAAACAUAAGCAGCUGCCUCAUACCUAAUCAAACCAUUGGUUCAUCUAGCUCAAUACUGCCAACCUCUCACUGGCAGCAGCUUUCUAAGAUUUCAGGCAGGGGUCUUCCCCAGUCCUACGUGAAGAUGCCAUUGGGGAUUGAACCAGAGACCUUCUACAUACAAAGCAGAUGCUUUACCACUGAGCUUUGGCCCUAUGAAGCUGCCUUAUACUGAGUCAGACCACUAGUCCAUCUAGCUCACUAUUUUCUGCACUAACUCCAGGGUCUCAUUUGAGGAUGUCUCAUAGCCCUCCCAGGAGAUGUUCCACUGGAUUAGAUAGGCUUUUUGGUCUGAUCCAGCAACUCUCUGCAGAUGGACACCUGCCACUAGAUUCAGAGAAAACCUCUCUUGGUACCAGUCAUUGGGGAAGAAUAGUGGGGAAGGGCUGCUGCCAGUGUGCCCUUUUUAUGGGCUUCCCAAAGGCAUUUGAUUAGCUGGAUUGGAUAGGCCAUUACUCUGCUGACCUCUUCUGAUGUGACACUGUCUCUUUCCUUUACAGGUGCCACUGCUGAGUGCCGGAGACAUCAUUAUUGAUGGAGGGAAUUCUGAGUAUAGAGAUAGCACAGUAUGUAUGGUGCCCAUUUGUAUCAUACUUGUAUACUCCAAGGAGCUCAAGAGGAUAUGUGGGAGCUAACUUUAUCUUCACUAACAGACCUGUGGGGUUGGUUGGUUGGUUAGGAUUUGUUUGCAAGACAUUUCUCUCCUAAUACAUAUUUUCCUAAGGAUGUUGUCACGCUGCAGUUUUUUGUGCAACCAGCAGGUGGCUUUGAGAAGGGCGGGAUUGGUGAGCAAAGUAAGUAGGGGUGCAGCCCCUAGUAUUUUAUAAAACUGCAGCUUUUUAUAUCCCGCCUCUCAAUUUUGCCCAAAGGCUCAUCAAUGAGUUUUGUACAAGGAUUGGAAGUUUUGAGCAAGGUGUUCCGUUGUGUUCCAAAAGCUGUUUAGUCACACUGGCUACAUGACCUGAAAAGCUGUCUGUAGACAAAUGCCGGCUCUCUCGGCCUGAAAGUGAGAUGAGUCCAUAGUUGCCUUUGACUGGUCUUAACCAUCCAGGGAUUAUUUACCUCCAUGCUCUAAAGCCCACCAACGUCUGUUAAACCAGAUGCAAAGGAAAUUUUACUCUGUGCAGAAUUUUAAGUUUCAAAUGGUUAUGUAGCUCUUAACUGGUACAGGAGUCAGAUUUAUUUUCUUUCUCUUUUGUGAGAUAUACGUUGCCCUAAGUAGAGAAUGCAGUGCUUUUGCCCCCAUAAUCCUAUUUUCCGAGCAACGAGUCUCCCUUCUUUUCCUAUCCAGAGGCGUUGCAAGGAGCUCAAGGAGAAGGGAAUCUUGUUUGUUGGGAGCGGGGUUAGCGGCGGCGAAGAGGGCGCCAGGUACGGCCCUUCACUCAUGCCAGGAGGAGCCAAAGAGGCAUGGUAAGUGAUGACGAGAAUGAUUUAAUGCAUUUAUUUGUUGCUUAAUGCAUAGGUUUCUCAAGGCUAUUUACAAUUAUGAAAGUGUACAUGAUACAAAAUCCAGAAUACAGCAAAAAGAAAAAAGAAAAAAGAGCAUUAAUUGACCCAAAGUGCUCAUCCUGCAAUAACAUCAUAGGACAAAUCCUGCUCCACUCCAUAUAUAAAUUCACAUAUAUUGCUUUCCCAUUUUUUAAAAUAUAGCAAAUGUUUUAGCUGCUUUUACAUAUGCAAUUAAUUGUUCUGUGUAUGGUUUUUAUUGCAUUGUAAAUCACUUCGGAAGCAGUGCUAGAGCACCUGCUUGGCAUGCAGAAGGUGCCAGGUUCAGUCCCCAUCAGCAUCUCCAGGUAGGUCUGGGAGAAACUCCCUGCCUGAAAGCCCUGGAGAGCAGCUGCCAGACAGUGUAGAUGAUAAUGAACUAGAUGGACCAGUUGUCUGACUGACUCAGUAUAAGGCAGCUUUCCAUCUUCAACAGCAAAAAAGGACAAAUCCUUUCCCACUCAAUAAAAAUAAAAACCGCAGCAAGGUAUGAUCCAAACAUAACAACUGAAAGGCUGGGCAAACAUUAAUGUCUUGGCCUAAAGUUUGACAAUGAUGGUGCCAGGUGUGUUUCCUUGGGAAGAGCAUUCCACAGACAUGGAGUCACUGCUGAAAAAUGCAUGUUCUCUCAGCUGGGUCCUCCUCAGAUUGAGUUGUGAAGGGACCAAAGCAGUAAAUGUAUGUUUCAUUUUUAUUUUUGUUUACUCAUUUACCAUUUUUCAGUCUUAUCCUUUCUCCUGCCUGGGGCAGUCAAUAAAAUAGUAGAUGCCAAUAAAACAUAAUUUUUAAAAACACAGACUCAGAUGAGAUACAGUAAACAGCAGCAAUGGUAUCUGUAGGGACUGCACCCCCCAAAAUAAUUAUUUCCUUAUCCAAACACCUGGCCAAGUGAACUUGUUUCUUAAAUGCUUCUGUAGUAGGGGCAGACCAAAUAUCACUUGGAAGGGGGAUUCAGAGGUAGGGAGCCACUACUGAUAAUGCCCUACCUCACGUCUCUGCCCUCCUAGCCUCUGUUAUGGUCAGGACAGUGAACCAAUCAUGAUGAUGUCCUUUCUGUUGCCUUUGCUUUGUUUUUCAAACAUCCUUUUGGUUCUUUGCAGGCCUCACAUCAAACCAAUAUUUCAGAGCAUCGCUGCCAAAGUAGGAACUGGGGAACCCUGUUGCGACUGGGUAAGAUGAGCUGACAUGUUUAUGAUGCACUCUGCAUGCUCCUAGAGAUACUCUUCAAGCUGAUGCCCCUCUUUGUGAAUUGUUUUUGGAAGGCUACUAGCUUCUCCAGCCCCUCACCUUCCCCAUCAAGAGGAAGGGGAGAAGGCAGACCCUUUCCAAUGUUGACGGGCUGUACUUUGGGGGUAGAAUGCGGGUGUGGCCCAGCCUCCUGGUGCUAAAAUUAUGCUUUUAAUGGGAAUGGGAUUUUAACUUAUUUAUUGUGGAGGUGGGGUUGUUAUAAAUUAUUCUGUGUUACAUGUAUUUUGUAUUUGUAUUUUUUUGGUUUUAUAAGGCUGAUUAAUAUUCUAAAGUCUUUUAUAUGUGUUUGUGGGAAGGAGGUUAUUGUUUUGUUGGUUUUGUUUUAACUAUUUACUUGUCUUUUUACCUUGUGAACCGCUCUGAGAUAUUGUCAUGAAGAGCAGUAUAUAAAUCUUAAUAAUAAUAAUUCAUUUUAUUCUUCUCUCUUAUGACUCUGGCAGGUGGGAGACGAGGGGUCUGGGCACUUUGUAAAGAUGGUGCACAAUGGGAUUGAGUAUGGAGACAUGCAGCUGAUCUGCGAAGCCUACCACCUCAUGAAGGAUGUGCUAGGCAUGGACCAUGACGAGAUGGCCACGGUGAGCCCACAAGACAAACCAGUUUCUUGAAUCUGAUGGGUGAAGACCCUGUUUUAAUAAGUCUAAAUAAAAGCCAGAACAGGCACUUACACAGAGACACAGCAGGGAGCCUUCUUUUCUAGAUGGAGUUCCCAGGAGCCUUUAGCUGUGGGAUGGGAUACUUGUGGGCCUUCCAUAUGUUGUCAGACUGCAUCCUUGACCAUUGGCCAUGCUGCUUGAGGCUGAUGGGAGUCCGCCAAUAUCUGGAAUUCCCCAUCUCUGACUUAGACUGACUUGCGACUGAUGGGAGUUGUAGCCCAUCAACAUAUGAAGAGCCAAAGGUUUACCUCUACAGCAGAAACUGCCUUCUUGACCGCAGGACCCACAAUCAUCCGCUUAAUCCACCAGAACCUGUCUUUGCAUGCAGGGGAAGUCCCUAACAGUGGAGGUGUACAACAGAGCCACAAAGGCAUCUUCCUAUUUUCUUAGGAGCAAAUGCAUUAGGUUUAUAGAGCACAGAGCACUCUAUAUCCUAAAAAAAAGUCUUGCAGUCUCAGGGAGGGGGUUGUUGAUCUCUCUGCUCCUUGUCUCCCUUGCCCCUAGGUGUUUGAGCAGUGGAAUAAGACUGAACUGGACUCCUUCUUGAUUGAAAUCACAGCAAACAUAUUGAAGUAUCGUGAUGCUGAUGGGAAGCAUUUGCUCCCAAAGAUCCGGGACAGUGCUGGGCAAAAGGGAACAGGGAAGUGGACGGCUAUCUCAGCUUUAGAGUACGGGGUCCCCGUCACUCUAAUUGGUAAAUAACUUUGACAUAGAUUUGCACUAAAAUGUGGCAAUGAUGGGAGGGGCAGGGGCCCCAGAGAUAUGUGGUGCAGUCCUUGUUUACUUGAAAGACCUGAGUUGAGGCACCCAAGAGUUUGUUGUUGUUAUUUAGAUUUCUGUGCUACCUUUCGUCAACGGAAUUCAAGGUGGCAUUCAUGUUUCUCUCCUCUUCUCCGUUUUACCCUCAACAACAACCCUGUGAGGUAGGUUAGCCUGAGAGAUGGUGACUGGUCCAAGGUCACCCAGUGAACUGAGUGGGGAUUUGAACUCUGGUCUCCAAGACCUGACACUAGCCACUACACCGCACUGGUUUUAUGCCUGACGACCAGUAAGUUUGCUGUGUGAGCUCAGGAUCCUCCAAACUCAAAAUAUCAUCCACACUUCUGUGCUGUUUUCACGGCUGGCAAAGUGCCAUAGUUCAGUGGUAGAGCAUCUCCAGGUAGGGCUGGGAAUAUCUCCUGUCUGAAACCCUGAAGAGCCAUUGCCCAUCUGUCUUGACAGUACUGAGCUAGCUGGAGCAAGGGUCUGAUUCAGUAUAAGGCAUCUUCCUAUGUUCCUGCUCUGACUGGCGAUGGUUCUCUACAUUUUUGGGCAAGGAUCCUUCACAGUUUUCCAAAAUAAGCUCCUUUUAAAGUGGAGAUCCUGAGGACUGAACCAGGAACCCUUGUGUGUGCAAUGCAUCUUCUCUACCUUCUCUACCACUGAGUUAUCAACUCUGCCAUUCUUCUUUAGCACACCCUUCCUACUGUGUUCUGCAUUUCUCCCCUCUUUUAAAUAUCAAACCUCCUCCACAUAGGGUUCAAGUCUUGGCUCCUAGGGUUGCCAGGUGAAUUGCUAAUGGAUUGGGUUUGCUUUUCUUUCUCCCUCCCCUUCUGUUUCCUUCCUACAUCAGCAUGACUUGCAAUUUCCUGCUCUAAAGCAGCUGACUCAUCCCUUCACAAUGCAAAAGGAUGUUGGUUGGCUAAGAAAGUGGGGGGAGAGGAGGGGCUACCUUUGCAACUGCAAGAGUGUAGAGGCACCACAGUGUACCUGCGGCAGUGAGAGUAUGAGUCACUCACAGGAAAUCUGAAGAACCUUUUCACCUUGUGUGUUUGCACUCUCUCUGCCCACGCCUUUCAGGCAGUCAGUCCUUACAAGUGGGGCAAUUGCUUCCAUUCCCGGUUACCACAAGCCACUCAUGUCUUUAUCUGCACUACUCAGUUAGGUCCCAAAGUCACUUUGGGUCAGUUUUUGUGAGUAAAGUGACUGAUAAAAUAUUUUUUAUAAUAGUAAUAAUAAUCCCCUGUAGCACUCAAUGAGUGUUAUGUUCCUGUUGAAUAUACUCUGUUCUCAGGGGUUGUUGUUUUUUAAUAAAAAAAAUUUCUUGUACCACUGCAAAACUUGGGGUUUCUCCAAGCCAGAUGAUACAGUCCCCAUUUGUGUGUUUGUUUGUGUUCUCUUUGUAUGCAUAAGGAUUGGCACUCAGAGUUUACUGUUGAUAUCUAGAAUUGUAGUUUGUUUUGUGGGGUGGGGUUGCUUACAGCACAAUGCUAUGCGUGCUUAAUCUGAAGUAACUGCCAUUUAGGCCACCUUGACUCCAUGCAUUUAAAGCACCAUGGUACUGGUUUAAUCAGUUGUGGCUUCUUUCCCUUUCCCCAACCAAAGAAUCCUGGGAACUGUAGUUUGUUUUGGGUGCUGAAAGUUGUUAGGAGACCCUUAUUCUCCUCACAGAGCAGUAAUUCCCAGUGGUUUAAAAAUCAGUCCCUCUUUCCAGGAAACUGUGAGGAAAAGCGGUUCCCCUAAAACCUCUCAGCAUCCUUAACAGACUACAGUUCCCAGGAUUCUUUGGGGGAAAGCCCCAAAUGGGUGAGUUUUAUGUCCUGCCUCCAGUUACAUGAUACCCAGUAGUUUUUUAGUGAAGAUAAUUUGAGUUGUUUCAGAAAGCAGUCUCCUGUGUACACACAGUACUGUGGUCCUGUUUGCCAUUGCUUCAGUUUAGCCAUCCAUGGUGUUUGAUUUUUCUUUCUCCAAAGGGGAGGCUGUCUUUGCUCGGUGCCUGUCUUCGCUCAAGGACGAAAGAGUGAAAGCUAGCAAGCUGUUGAGUGGACCCAACGCAGCUAAGUUUAGCGGGAAUAAGGCGGCGUUUCUGGAGGACAUCCGCAAAGUGAGUUGUUAGGCCAAGGAGGGCUAGCCUUGUGGCCCUCCGGGUGUUGUCAAACUUCAACUCCCAUCAGCCCCCACCCAACAUGGCCAGCGGUUGGUGUGGUGGGAGUCGUAGUCCAACAAAAUUCUGGAGAUUCACUAUCCUAUGUGUGGGGAAGAUGCAUCAUUCUGCAUUAAAGUCUCCAGCAAGAACCUCCAUUGUCUGAGGUCCAGAUUGUUGUAGAGAUUGUAUCAGCGGUCCAAGCUUUCUAGGCUUCCUCACUCAAGACAUGCUCAGUGGGUUCCUUUAAUCUGGAAUGGGUGGUGGGGUGUGCAAACCAAUCAUUCCCUCACACUAACUCUGACCUAACGUGAUCCAUGACGAUGGGCAACACUCUUUGGAUUGAUGGGGUCCUUUCUCAGUCUCUGGUGGCUCAGCAAAUGGGUGACUUUGCCACCCUCUGGAGCCAGCCCCUAGCUUGAAAGCUUCUUUCUAAAUCUUGACACUGUCCCUUGGCUCCCUUGUAGGCCCUGUAUGCUUCAAAGAUUAUUUCCUACACACAAGGCUUCAUGUUGCUGAGGCAAGCGGCAAAAGAGUUUGGCUGGACGCUGAAUUAUGGUGCCAUCGCCCUGAUGUGGCGGGGAGGAUGCAUCAUCCGAAGGUAAGCAAGACGGAUAGGAUAUGAUAGGAGCAGGGGCUGUCGAUUGACACGGAGAUGAUCCUCUUUGUUUGGAGCUCAGACCAACUGAAUAGAAAAGUUGAGAUUCUAACUGAGGCUGCACCUACACUCUACAUUUACAGCAGAAUUGUACCGCUUCAAACAGUCAUGGAUUCUCCAAAGAAUUCUGGGAACGAUAGCUUGUUAAGAGUGCUUCUGCCUCUACUUUCCUCUGUCUCUCCUUUUGUAAUUAUUUGUUCCCACUUCUUAUGCUCUGAGUUUGAGGAAGUUUCUCCCAUUGAGACACAGCAGAGGAAAUGAAAGGGCUUCUGCCUGCAACUUCUCAUUUUGUGGAUCAGUUGCUCAAUCUCUAAAAUGGGCAUGGUGUGGUCCCAGCUGAUUUUAGGAUCAGAUGACCUUUUCUUUAAAAAAAUAACAACACUUUUUUAGCACUCUUCCCUGGGUGACAUAUUUGUAGACACAGACCCCAUCUGCAGCAUACAGUUAAAGCACGAUGAUAUCACUUUAAACUGCUUCCCCCAAAGAAUUAUGGGAGCUGUAGUCUGUUAAGGGUGCUGGGAGACCCCUUACUCCCCUCUCAGAGCUACAAUUCCCAGACUUGCCUGUGAAGAGAGAUUGCUAAUUCUUCUGGGAAUUGACUAUUAGCCAUGCUAGCUGGGGCUUAUGAAAAUUGGAGUCCAACAGCAUCAUUGGUUAUCCCUGCCCUUGGUUACAAUAUGUUGGUCCACAUAUGUUUUUGGGUUCCUGGCUAUUUACCUCACUGAUUUCAAGAAAUCCUACUAACUGCUUUUGCAUGUCUUCUGCAUAGUGUGUUCCUUGGGAAAAUCAAAGAAGCUUUUGAUCGAAGCCCUGAUCUCCAGAACCUACUGUUGGACAACUUUUUCAAGACGGCGGUAGAGAAUUGCCAGGUAACUUCAGGAAGAAGAGGCCACAUACACACACCAUAUAUUUAAAUUAUUAUUAUUAAUUUAAUUUGUAUACUGCUUAUAUUUUUAAGAAAUCACUAUACCACUUUAAACAAUCAUGCCCCCCCCAAAUAAAUAAAUUAUGGGAGCUGUAGUUUAAGGGUGCUGAGAGUUAAUUCCCAGAGUUCCCUGAAGAGGGGCUGAUUGUGGAGCAACUCGGAGAACCCAGCUCUGUGAGGUGAAGUGGGGUCUCUCCUAACAACUCUCAGUACCUUACAGCUUCCAGAAUUGUCUGAAGUGGUAUGGCAGUGCUUUAAAUGCUCCAGGAGAAUGCGGCUUUAGAAAGUACCUGACCAUUUUUAAGUGCAGUAUGUAUGUAUGUAUGUAUGUAUGUAUGUAUGUAUGUUAAGAGAUAAAGUACUGAAUUUUGCAUUGCUAUGAACAGCUUCACAUACACCACAGCCUCAGAAUGGCUGUCUGUUGUCCAUCCCUUGGGAGCAGAUUUUGAGGGUGUGCAGAGGUGGGGGGCUGGGAAGGAGAGGGUGGCAAAGUCCCAUUGUGCAAGGGGAAACUUUGUCCCACUUGCCCAAGGACAGCGGUGGAGACAACCCUGUUUCCAGCGGAGGAAGGGUCAUUGGCCGAAUACAACUUUUAAGAAGGUAACUACUACUACUACUUUUGCAUCAUUCCUCCCUUAGGAAUCGUGGCGACGUGCCAUCAGCACUGGUGUCCAAAUUGGCAUCCCAAUGCCGUGCUUCACCACUGCACUUUCUUUCUAUGAUGGGUACAGGCAUGACACUCUGCCAGCCAACCUAAUUCAGGUAAGCCAGUCUGAAAACAGCUUUGGCAUGUGUGGAACUGAAACUUCUCCAACCUUUUUUGCUUUGUUCAGAUCUUUUGCUCAUUUCCCUAGUUAACAUAAGGAGAGCCUGGCUGCUGGAUCAGGCCAAAGGGCCCAUCUAGUCUGACAUUCUGUUCUCACAGAGGCCAAAGGUAAUGCCCACCUGAUGUCUCUGUAUCCAGCACAAUUUGUGGUGCCACCUCUCUCCUGGCCUUCCUUAAAAUCCAUCAUUUUAUUGUGGCCUUCGGGGUAACCCCCUUAAUUUCGAUUCCUCAGAGGACCCAUGUUUUAAGCAUAUGUAGCUGCAUUUGCCCAUGAUCAUCCCUACCUUCAUCUUUUCCUCUCCUUCCCUUUUGUCGAGUUUCCUCAUUGCCUGUUUUAGAUUGGAAGUGCCAUACAGGCUGCAGCUUCCAGCAGUAUUUUUACCUGUUUUCCCUCUGCAAGGGGAACCUGCGGCUCUCCAGCUGUUGUUGGACUCCAUCUUUUACCACCCCCAGCCAGGGAUGAUGGGAGUUGUAGUCCAGCAAACAUCUAGAGAGCUCCAGGUUCUCCAUCCCUGAACCGAAAGGAUCCUCUUUAGUUUUACCGACACUGAUGGAGACUCUACUGUAGAGGCAAUGGGUUUGACCUCUUAGAUGUCCCCAACUAAAUUCUACUCGAAGUAGAUCCAUUGACAUUAAUGGGACUAAGUUAGUCACAUCAAUUAAUUUCAGUCAGUUUACUCGGAGUAUUACUAACAUGGGCUGCAACCCUCAGUGUGCCUCCUUUGAAUUUAGCAACAACUGAAAGUUGACUGUGUUACUUUGGCAACCUAUAUCACUAACCAUGUAUAUGCAAUUUCUCAAAGGCUCAACGAGAUUAUUUUGGUGCCCACACCUACGAACUGUUGUCAAAACCAGGCGAAUUUAUCCACACCAACUGGACAGGACAUGGAGGCUCUGUUUCCUCUUCAUCAUACAAUGCCUAGAAGGAAGCCUGAACUUGAAAGUGGAAAAUACUGUAGAGCUAAAACAUUCCCUCUUCUUGCUGGUUAUUCUCUGUAUCUUCAGCACUUUCUCUAGUUGUCACGUUUGGGGCAUUUUUUUUUUGUAAAGAAGUUGUGAUCAUGUCUUAUAGGAGGGCUAAAAUAAACAUUUAAAUCCUUCUUUGAAAA